AUGACAGUUACUGAGAAAAUACCAAUUUGGCUAGAUUGUGAUCCAGGUAAUGAUGAUGUGUUUGCUAUACUUUUAUCUACCUUCAAUCAAAAUUUCAAUUUAAUAGGAAUAUCAACCGUUCAUGGUAAUGCCCCAUUAUCAAUGACAACUCAUAAUACACUUGCAUUAUUAGAUAUUUUAAAUGUUUAUCAUAUUAAAGUAUAUCAAGGUUCAGAAACACCAUUGAUUAAACCAUCACAUUUCGCUCCUCAAAUACAUGGAUCUAAUGGGAUCGGGGGUGUUAAAUUCCCUAAAGAUACUAUCAAUCAAUUAUGUUAUGAUGUUAAUUAUUUACAAGCUAUGAAACAAGCUAUAUUGAAUUAUAACCAUAAAUUAUGUUUGAUCUGUACAGGUCCUUUAACUAAUGUAUCGAAAUUAUUCACUACAUACCCUGAAUUAACUUCAAAGGUCAAUUUAAUAUCAAUCAUGGGAGGAGGGUUAAAUAUUGGGAAUGUGACACCAUAUGCUGAAUUCAAUUUUUUUGCUGAUCCUGAUGCUGCUGAUAAUGUGUUGAGUUUAACCGGGGUAAAGAUUAAUUUAGCACCAUUGAAUUUAACUCAUAAAGUGAUAGCUACUAAGGAAAUUCGAAAUAAAAUCUUUAAUAAAAGUUUAACUUCUAAGAAUUCAAAAUUUAGGAAAAUCUUUUACAAUAUAUUGAAUUUCUUUAGUGAAUCUUAUAAGAUUAAGUAUGGUAUAACUGAAGGACCACCAAUUCAUGAUCCAGUAGCAUUAUUUUCGAUAUUACCAUUCUUAGAUACGGAGAAUGAGAAUGAAGAUUAUAAUUAUCAAUACAUUAGAAAGAAAUUAAGAGUGAUAACAGAUGGUGACCAUCAAGGUGAAUCUAUAAUUGAUGAAGAUGAAUCAUCAGAUACAGAAGAUGGAAUUUAUAUUGGUCAGAAUAUUAAUGUGAAUAAAUUUUGGAAUGAAUUAUUACAAUGUAUUGAUAUUGCUGAAAAAUAUAAUAAAUUAUCAUUAAAAGCUGAUUUAAAUCCAACUUUUGCAUCCACCACUUUUUACUAA
Molecule: messenger RNA, 1059 nt
Organism: Scheffersomyces coipomensis
Lineage: Eukaryota; Fungi; Ascomycota; Pichiomycetes; Serinales; Debaryomycetaceae
Product: trifunctional uridine nucleosidase/nicotinamide riboside hydrolase/nicotinic acid riboside hydrolase
Exons: 1
Coding region: 1-1059 (352 amino acids)
Biological process (GO): purine nucleoside catabolic process
Cellular component (GO): cytosol
Molecular function (GO): purine nucleosidase activity
Source: RefSeq, a predicted model, not a curated record